GUUUCAGUCGUGGUGUACUUCAUCGCUAGCAAAUCUAAGGACGCCGAGACCGACCUGAAGCCGUAUGCAGAGAGGAUCUUCGACAUGUCCGGUGGCGACGCUGAAUCCGACAAGCCCAAGUGCCUGUGGUCGCUGUUCUACAACGUGAAGGACACGAGCGCGCCCGUGUCGAGCGUGGUGGAGGGCGUGCACGUCUGCUCCGGACCCGACGCAGGACUCGACUUCGACCGCGCCGUCGAGCAGGCGGAACAGAUCUUCAAGAAGAUCUGUCCGGGCGAGGAGUUCCUGCCGCGUGCGCCCGACCCGGAGGAGAUCGUGUUCGAGGACGACGUGACGCACGGGCCCGAGUUCCAGCGCGACCACGACGACGACGAGCCCAAGGAGUAGUCUCACCCUAGCGAUACAUUACACCAGUACGUCUCCGCGUGUCACUAAGGGCCUGUUUGUAAUCACAGCCGACGACAGCCGGCUCAUUAUAAACAAACCCUUACCGUGCUUCCAGCUCUCCACUUGACAUGUUUUCCGAUGUAAGGCUUCGAGCGGAUGACUGAAUUGACAUAAUCAUGUAGUUUAAUCGAUUAGGCCAAUACGGCUUCUAAUAUGCACAACAAUGCUUCAAUUCACACUAUGGUUGAACAUUAUUUUUAUUCCGCGUGUACGGCGUAGCUUUUCCUUAACGUUAGUUAUAAACGGACACGCCAAGACGUACUGUUUACUAUAAGAUGUAAUCUCAGUAAGGUUUAUACGCUUUGGUAGCUUGACUCGUGCAUUCCGGCUGGUGCGUAGAGUAGAAUAUUGCGUUCUAUAAGACAUCAGUUUGGUAGUGCCGACAACUGCGAGAUAGUUCAGGACAGAAUUCACUGCUGUUCGUUGUUCGACUGAAUCCCUCCCUGUGUAGGAUCGUGUGUCGGGUGUUUACGAUGGGAAGUGUCGUUUGUCUCAGCGCAGUCAGUGAUUAACAGCUAGGUUGUCUUGAUGCAGUCAGCAAGAUUGACUUAUAGCAUUUCGAGGCUAUUUCCUAACAUCAAUGCUUUGUAACGGUUCGUGAAAUAAACUUUUCUAUUUGAAGAUAACGAUUUUGUUUUUAGUUUUAGUGUUAAUGCUCUCUGUAGAGUUGCUUCGUUUUUGGCAGUAUUGAUAAUAAAUCUAAAUUGUAAACCAAAGUAUUGGAAAUUACUAUGACAUAUUGUGCAAUGCGUUAGAUUAGCUAGAAACAGGUUUUAAAAUGUUAAUUACAUUUCGGACGCACCAGUCUUAUUAUAGAUUGUAGCACGUAUACUUUUUAUUAAGUUAUUUAGCACGUUUAUGAUAUUUAUUAUGAAAUGAUAAUAAUCAUGCCUGCGCAGUUUGUGCAUUUAUAAUUCCAAUAAAAUGUGAUUAUUAGAAAUAA
Molecule: messenger RNA, 1390 nt
Organism: Manduca sexta (tobacco hornworm)
Lineage: Eukaryota; Metazoa; Arthropoda; Insecta; Lepidoptera; Sphingidae
Product: rab proteins geranylgeranyltransferase component A 1-like
Exons: 3
Coding region: 85-387 (100 amino acids)
Biological process (GO): protein geranylgeranylation; intracellular protein transport
Cellular component (GO): Rab-protein geranylgeranyltransferase complex
Source: RefSeq, a predicted model, not a curated record